AUGAGCAUGUUAGCCAAGAACACGCUCUCCACGGCGACGCGUUUUGGUCGCGCGAUCACAGGCGGCCUCUCGCUAACCCAUACAUCAGCUUUCACAGUGGCGUACUUCCAUUAUGCAAAUUUCGAAGGCGCGAAGAGGCUGCCCGACUAUAUUAAAACUCAUCCCCUGUUUUAUCAAAAUCUUGAGAAGAAGAUAAAAGAGGGUAAAGCGUUUGUGCAAGUCAAGAUUGGUGGUAGCGAUCAAGUUGAUAAACAUGGAUUCCCGGCUCCCGAGAAGCGCGAGGACGAUUAUUAUGCUGUCAGUGCCACCAAAGAUGGUUGGGGUCCAGAAACCUCUUGCUUUUCUAACAUAUUUGCACCCAUGUCCAUGGAGUCUGAUCUGAGGGAUACAGUAUUUGGAGGUGUCAGCGAUAACAUCCUACUCAAACCUGGUACGAGGGAGACCUUUAUCCUCUGCACCUCGGGUAUAGACCAAGAUGUCUUCCUCGAGCGCCUAGCUAAAGUAGGCCAGAAGUACCGGGGAAUAGACUUCGUGAAGCAGGGUGUUAAGGCCGAGGAAAUCCUAGGAGAACUCAGGAGUGUCAUUUCUGACUUGUUAGGAGAAUUUAUUUCGGCAAAGAUUAUCACCGAAGACUAUCGUGCCGACCGCAUGAAGAAGUUCGAUGAACAAGCUGGGAAAAUGACCAAUGUCAUCGAGGUCAACCGGAAGGAGUGGAUAGACCUGGCCAAUGGCAAACUGACAAACGAUGAGAAGCUGUCGUGGAAGACGCUCAUGUUCAAGCAAACAGGAUACACCGCUAUUGGUAAUGGCGUCAAUAUUGAUUUGUAG
Molecule: messenger RNA, 828 nt
Organism: Rhizoctonia solani
Lineage: Eukaryota; Fungi; Basidiomycota; Agaricomycetes; Cantharellales; Ceratobasidiaceae
Exons: 3
Coding region: 1-828 (275 amino acids)
Source: RefSeq, a predicted model, not a curated record